Pochonia chlamydosporia 170 is the source of this 1833-nucleotide messenger RNA. RefSeq names its product polyadenylation factor subunit 2. Lineage: Eukaryota; Fungi; Ascomycota; Sordariomycetes; Hypocreales; Clavicipitaceae. Gene Ontology annotation, cellular component: mRNA cleavage and polyadenylation specificity factor complex. The record is from RefSeq and is a predicted model, not a curated record. The coding region runs from base 1 to 1833 and encodes 610 amino acids. Gene Ontology annotation, molecular function: protein binding. The transcript has 3 exons.
AUGGCUUACGAGCCACGUGGUGAGCAUCGGGGAGGCGGCGACCAAGAUGGCUCAUUUGUGAAGGUUCGGGGUCGAAGACCUGUUACCGAUUACAGCUCCACAGUCACACACUGGCUGCGGAAUAGAGUCCCCAACUACAAGGGCUCAUAUGAUGGCGAAGCUGAACGGCCAAGCGCGAGCUACAUCGUGGAUAUGCUUCCACCUGCUGCACGGCCAACAAAUGCCGCGGACACAAUACCCACCAAACAUCUCCAUUCGUCACUAAACAAGAUCAAGCAUCCCAUCAAUGUCGUUCGAUGGACCCCAGAAGGCCGCAGAUUAUUAACAGCCUCGACAAGCGGCGAGUUCACCCUCUGGAAUGGCACGGGGUUCAACUUUGAAACCAUCAUGCAGGCUCAUGACUCUGCAAUUCGGGCUUUAGAGUAUUCCCACAGCGAUGACUGGUUGAUAUCCGGCGACCACGACGGUCUCAUCAAGUACUGGCAACCAAACUUCAACAAUGUCCAAAGCAUAAACGCGCACUCAGAUCCAAUUCGAGACCUGGCAUUCAGCCCCAACGACGCCAAGUUCGUCAGUGCCUCUGACGAUUCAACGCUCAAGAUUUUCGACUUUGCCCUCGGUCAGAUGGAAUCAAAGCUCGAAGGACACGGCUGGGAUGCCAAGAGCGUGGACUGGCACCCCACCAAGGGGUUGCUGGUAUCCGGAUCAAAAGACCACUUGGUGAAGCUGUGGGAUCCCCGGACAACUCGCUGCCUCACCACUCUCCACGGACACAAAAGCACAAUCACUAAAGUCAUGUUUGAGCGAGUCCGCGGAGCCUGCCUCGCCACAUCCGCACGCGACCAGACCGCGCGUGUGUUCGACCUCCGAAUGAUGCGAGAUAUCUGCCUCCUCAAGGGCCACGAAAAGGACAUCUCGACACUGACCUUCCACCCCGUCCACGCCAACCUCCUCACCACAGGAGGAAUGGACGGCUCCCUCUUCCACUACCUCCUUGACUCUCCCAACCCACCCGCCGGUCAACCCCUGACCGUCGCCCCCUACGACAGCAUGGAUCCGACUACCACACCAGCCCAGUCCGUCUGGCCGAUGCACAGAGUCCCCUUUGCGCACGACUACGCCAUCUGGUCGCUGGACUGGCACCCGCUCGGCCACGUCCUCGCAUCCGGCUCCAACGACCGCAUCACACGCUUCUGGACGCGCGCAAGACCAGGCGACGCAGACGUCCUCCAGGACAGAUACCAUAUUGGCGAAGCCGCCGCCGAAGCCCAAGGCACAUGGGACCGUCGCGGAAACCGUCGCCAGCGUCAAGAAGAAGAACAGCAAGAAAUGGAAGAUGAAAUGGACGCCCUGGUCGACCAAGACGCGCCUAAACUCCCCGCGCCGCCUGGCCUCCCUGGUAUUCCUGGCCUUCCUCUCGGCGGUGGCUCAGGACCACCCGGUCUCACGGCAGGCCUCCCUCCUCCUCCGCCCCUCAACAUGGGAGCAAACAUGAACGGUCCUCCGCCGCCUCCCUUCCCAUUACCAGGACUAAACGGCGCUCCUCCUCCACCUCUACCGGGCCUGGAUCCCAACCAUCCCCCUGACCCGGCGCAGCUGCUCGAACUGAUGAAGAAGGCGGGCGUGCCGCUCCCACCACCUGGUGCUUUACCGCCCGGCCUCAUCCCACCGAUGGGAAACGUCCCUCCCCCAGGAAACUUUCCGUUCCCUGUCCCCCCACCACCUUUGCACGCAGAUGAUGACAAGGAUUCGAGACGGCGGGCUCCCCUGCCGAGCCAGGAGGAGAGUUUACGACAGGAACAGCGACAGGGGAAGUAUACUAGGGCGCGGUAG